CCUUGUGCUGCAUCUCUUCAGUGACUGCCAGUUUAUAUUUGCUUUUUUUUCUUUUACAGAUCACAUCUAAAGUCACUGAAACUCCAAGGCUGGAAAGUGUUAUGACUUUGCUUCUUCCCCAGCUCCUGCCCUAGCUUAUUCAGUGACUGAGCCACAGGAGGUGGAACAUGGCUGGACAAAUAUCAGAGGCUGAUCAGAUCAAGCAGUUCAAGGAGUUUCUUGGCACAUACAAUAAACUUACAGAAAAUUGCUUUGUGGAUUGCAUAAAGGAUUUCACUAGCAGAGAUGUGAAACCAGAAGAGAUAACUUGCUCAGAAAACUGCCUGCAGAAGUAUCUGAAGAUGACCCAGAGGAUCUCCAUGAGAUUCCAGGAGUACCACAUCCAGCAGAACGAGGCUCUGGCAGCCAAGGCAGGACUGCUCAGCCAACCUCGCUAGAGCAGAGCUCUGUGCUCAGACCUAAGCUGUGCCAAGAACACACUGGGGGAUUCCUGCUGUCAGGAUGUGUGUCCAGCAGCUCAGAGCAGAGCUGUGGGUGCUGCUCAGGCAGUGGGAGCAGAAGGGUUAAACAGGAGCUCAGUCCUGCUGGCCUGGCAGUGAAGUUUGUUUCCACAAGGGAAUGAUGCACAUACAACUUUUCCCAGGGCCUGGUAUCUGAAUUUCAGGGGUGGUGGGAGGGCUCACCUGCCUUUUGCUGAGACUGGUUGAGAUGAAUCAAUGUAACUUGGGGAAUACUUUUUUAUUUAAUUCAAAUAAAAUCAGCUGGAGCCAUAUACAGCUGUGUGUUCUUUCCAAAGAGCCAUUUUUGGGACAUCUGAAAGCAGCCUUUUGUUUGCUGGGGGCUCUGUGCUCAGCUGCUCCAGAGCUCUGCUCAUUCACUGCUGCUGAGGAGCUGACAGAGGCCAGAGGGAGCUCAGGCAGGGGUGCCCCAGAUUAUCCUUGGUCACUGACAGGGGACAGGGGGACAUGAGCAGCACUUGUGCCUGGGGCAGCUCCUGUGCAGCCCUUGGGGUCCUCCCAGCCCGGCCUCCUGGCCUGACACCCUCCAGGCACUGAGCUUGCUGCAGUUUGCACACAAUUCACAGAAUCACUGGGUUGGAGGAGACCUUAAAGAUCAUCAAAUCCAACCCAUGCCCCAACACCUCAACUAAAGCCUGGCACCCAGUGCCACAUCCAGGCUUUGUUAAACACCUCCUUUCUCCUGUGAAUGCCAGCAGGAAAUCCAGGCUCUGCACAGCACAGGGUCUGUCCUGCUGCUGCAGGAGCCCACAGAGAGGUUUGGAAGGCAGCUGGAUUGGGUUACAAACACAGCAGUGCUUUGGAAGGAUCCUGACAGCUGCAAUCCUGCAGUCAGGGCAAUAGUGCAGUGGAAUGACAGCAGGCACCUUGUGCUUCAGGUCUCACAAAAUCCAGGGACAACGGGGACUGAACAUCAGGAGCAGGUGAUGAGGAGUGAACCAGAGCUAUUCCACGUCAGCUGCCAGGUUCUGUUUUUGAUAGAGAGGCAACAGCAAGGAACAGAAAGCAGGAGGAGUUUUUUGUUGUUACCUUCUCUACCUUUCUAUUUCCAGCAGAGCUUGAGUAACUCAGCUGUGGAUUCCUGGCCCCUGAGGGCAGCACAGUGCCCUGCCACCUGCACCAAGCACUGCUCUGUGUGCUGCAGCUCUGCCUGGAGCCCUGCUCCUGGGCUUGCCAAGGUGCAAGGAGCCAGUGGGGCCUCCAGCCCCACAUCCCUGUUUGUACCCCUGCUCCUGGGCUUGCCAAGGUGCAAGGAGCCAGUGGGGCCUCCAGCCUCACAUCUCUCUGUUUGUACCACAGCCCCUUCCUUCCUCCUGUGCCUCGUUACCCUGGAGAUGGAUGAGAGCUCACUGAAACAGUGAAGGCUGAAAAUGAGCCCAAAUAAGGCAGCAAGUCUGCAGUGUCCUGUUUUUUCAAGGGAAUAUCAAGCUAAAAAUGUCCACGUUGUUUGCUACAAUCAGGCCACAAAUGCUGCAGCUAAAUUGAAUCAAUACAUGCAUAGUAAAGACUUGAAGGCUUUCCUUGAAGCAGCUCUCUUUCUGUUAAACAUUUGAAAAUAAUCCAUGAUUGAGAUUUUCCACUGGAUCUUCAUGUGCAAAGAGGUGCUCAGAAAACUGCCUGAAGAGAAAAGUGGAGGAUUUUCAUGUCUUCUGAACAAAGCACCUUGGGGCUGAAGUGAAGGGAGUUAAAAAAAUAAUGGCUUUCUCUCAUUUCUGUAUUUGGAGCUAAGAAAAUAUUUAAAUAUUAGGACAGAUUUCUUUUAAAAAAGGUAAAGCAAGUUUUAGAGGGACUUAGUUAAUAAAUUACCCACUUUCAGGUUUGGAUAAUCAAUUUUGUCAAAGCUCUUUCUGUACAAAAAUCUUGUGGUCUUUCACAUCCAGGUGACAGGUUGCAUACAGACAAUACAAAUACAUUUGAGCUUGGAAAUAAAAUGCAUCCAUAUAACUAAAGCAUCCAGGUGAUACAAAUAAAUACUAUAAAAUCGGAUAAAAAUGGUUUUACUCUGGAUCCUUACAAAGACAACAGCAUUUUCUUAAAUCCAUUAAGGGCUGUGAGGAGGAGGUGAAUCACCUUGCUGAGGCACAGGAGGUGCAGGAAGGGAUCCCACUCUGAUGGGAGAAGGAGCAAAGGGUGAAGAAUGGGAAGCUGCUGAGGGAGGAGUACUGAGAAAGCUGGAAAGGAAAAAGUGAGCCCAAGUG
Melospiza georgiana is the source of this 2716-nucleotide messenger RNA. RefSeq names its product translocase of inner mitochondrial membrane 9 (gene TIMM9). The record is from RefSeq and is a predicted model, not a curated record. The transcript is spliced from 4 exons. The coding region runs from base 168 to 437 and encodes 89 amino acids. NCBI's taxonomy places the organism in Eukaryota, Metazoa, Chordata, Aves, Passeriformes, Passerellidae.